AUGGUCGAUAUGAUAUCGACGAUAGAUCUGAUGGAUCUCCGCCGCUCGACGUUGCUGGACGGCGGCUUGUCAGGGGACACACGCUUAACGCUGAAGGAGGUUAUCAAGGACCUCAAAGACCUGAACUGGCAGGAGUGCCACAUCACCUCUCUGCUGACCCAGGGCGCCGCCGUGCCUGAAUCUGCCGUGAAAAGAAGGAAGAAGCCGACUAAGAGAAGAGGUGGAGACUCUGUUAUUUCGGGUGGUACAAAUACUGCUGCAGAGAGUACCACAGAGCGUUUGGUGAAUCCAGGGAGUCGGGGCAGCACCGCAGCGUCGAUUAAUCGGAAAAGAGCCAAGGGAAAGGCAGCGAUUAAGACCAGAUCUAUUGAGGCAGUUACUUCGGAAGGUGCAAUUGUUGGUGCAGAGAGUACUACUGAGGAUUUGGUGUAUCCAGGGAGUCCCUUGGCCGUAAGGCACCCUACUUCCCCACCAUUAGUGCAUCUUGUGCUGAAUACCGCAAACGCCCCCGAGCGGGAGAAGUGA
Molecule: messenger RNA, 525 nt
Organism: Striga asiatica
Lineage: Eukaryota; Viridiplantae; Streptophyta; Magnoliopsida; Lamiales; Orobanchaceae
Source: the annotation of a GenBank genome assembly